UAAAAGCAAAGAAGAAGAAGAAGACGCUUCCUAAAAAACGAAGUAGGAGGCGUUGGUGUUUUUGUUAGCAGUCAUGGCGUCGUAUUUGGGAAUAUCUGUAUUAAUUAUCGCGUCUCUUUUGGUCUGUGCUUCGACAGAGACGCGACAUUUUGGCACGGAAAAUGUGAUUAACGUGACUGCGGUUAGUGAAAAUGAAGAGUCCACCUACAACGUGCAGAUAAGCUUGAACGUCACCCUGGUGGACAAUAAAACGACCGUCAACGGGGUUCCACUCAAGCCGUCAGAGGUGAUGAGGAUGCCGUGCCAGGCUCUGCUGUUAGACGACAGUAACGUGAGCCUGAGCGACGGCGCCGGGAUGCUGAUCAGCAGCGUGUUGAGGCUGAUGCUGGAUCACUCGUAUCUGCAGAGCGACGCCGGGGACGAGGUGCUGCUGCUGACACUGGGUCAGGAGAUGAUCCAGCUGGGUGAAGAGAAGGUCUGGCAACCCGACGUGUGGGAAGUGAAAAUGCUGCUGAACCAGACCUCCGAGGAGGUCACCCAGGAACACAACAUCUACCCAGCAAGGUCCAGCAAGAUCGUCGCCAUGCCGCGAGAGAACGACAUCAUCAUGACCGAGGAGUACAUCGCUAAAACAGGAGUAGUCGAGGACCAGGUUCUCCACACGACCAGUCACUACCCACUGAGGCAGGCCGAAACCACGCAGGAGGAGACGGCCGCUCCGGGGAAGCUUCCUGAGACACCACUGCGUAUGGAGCCCAGCGUCCUGUACGAGGACGCACCGGAGGAGAAAGUUAAUCCCGAUGACCUGCUGCCGGACGUCCCUCUCCGACAGCCGCACUCGUCUUAUAACGUGGUGUGUCGGUGGGUGGAGGAGCUCAGGGACAAACUGAGGCGCUUCUGCUCCGAGUCUCUGCCUCUCUUCUUCCUCAUCAUGUGGGUGGUGGUCGUGGGCGUUGUCGGCUCUGCGGUCAUCAUCAAGAUCCUCGACCUUUUGUUUCCCACGUGUGAACACAAGGGUUUCUUCCAUCUGAACCCUGAGACCCUGAUGCCGGAGGAGGAGAAGCAGAGCCUGAUAGAGAACGUGGAGCUGGAGGUGGAGGAACAAGAGAAGAGUCAAGUGAAGGGAGAGCAGUACUGAGUUUUCUCCUCCUCCUCCUCUUCCUCUCUUGCCCGCUUUUGGCAUUCCUGUGAGUGUUUUCCUUUCCAAAUGUAGCACUUUACCAGUCUCCGUUUCUUUAUUCGGAAAAGAGCGAGCGAUGUUUGUUUCUCACCGAGGGCGUUAUCCGGAUUUAAUUAAAUAUUUACUAUUUGGUUUGUAUUUUUCCCCCCAAGUUGCUGUUGCAUUGUGUCUAUGGGAGAGAGAAAAAAGAAACAACCCUAUCCUGUCGUGUAUGACCAUGUAUUUAUGCACUUAAGACGUGAUGAAGUAGGGCGCGGUGUAGUUACGGGACCAAGCUCUGUAUCGUCGGUCUGUGUUUCAAAUUUUUGUGUGUAUAGCUCGAAAGCGGUGAACGGUCACACACAUUUCCGGUGAGAAGGAACGUACUGUACACUGAAUGAAUCCCUGUUGAUUUAAGUGAUUGCACCUUUUUUUUCCCCCUGGAUAUUAUUUCUCAGUGGCGUGGAAGCAAAUCCAAAUGUUAUCAAGAGCAUGUACUGUUAACACUACUGUUAAAUGAUUCAUGAAAUUAGUUUCCUUCCUGUAUAUUCCCACAUUCAUGCGUUUAAAUAAUGACUACGAGGCUCGAGAACGCGACAAAUCUGCAGCUCUGACGUAAACAAGAAUGUGUAUUUAUUCCACAUCCAGCUAUCAAUCACUGCUUUACAUAAACACACACACACACGCUCUAAUGCAUUAUCCCGGCUGUCUUCAAGAGAGAAAGUGUAACAUCCUUAGUGUUGCCCAAUUAGGAGUCGUGGCAAUCAACUUCAUGGUGUGUUUUAUUCCUUAUGUAAAGCUGGACUUGUGAAACACCACACACACACACACACUGUAGUCAGGAUUAGAGGUGUGUGUGUUGUGUAUCUAGUGGAGCACGAGCGCAUGCUUCAGGACACACUGUACGUUUAUUUCACUUUUAUUAUCAUCUUCAUAAUCACAAAAAGAAAAGACAUACAGGUAAUCUGGAGGGAAAUCUGUGUUUUAAGAAAACAAAUGUAAAAAAAAAAAUAGACACUUGUUCGUGAGGAAAAAGGGCCUCUGAUUGGCUGAAAUGAAAUGAAUCAAUGCGGCACCUUGAAUGAAUGUCAGUGUAAUGUAAAAAAAAAUAAAAUAAAAAGAAGUGUUCUUGUGCAUUGUAAAAUAUUUGGUAUGUGAAGACGAUGACAAUAAAUCACAGACUGACUUUAACAGA
Messenger RNA from Hemibagrus wyckioides, 2354 nucleotides. It is a transcript of the gene ginm1, whose product is annotated as glycoprotein integral membrane 1. The record is from RefSeq and is a predicted model, not a curated record. NCBI's taxonomy places the organism in Eukaryota, Metazoa, Chordata, Actinopteri, Siluriformes, Bagridae. The transcript has 8 exons. The coding region runs from base 74 to 1138 and encodes 354 amino acids.